AUGGCUCCGCGCGGAAUGGCAUGGGGGGACGCUCCGGAUCCGUGCUGCAGCGGCCAGGCGGACGGUUUCCGUCGCCACCCCACUGACUGCAGGCGAUUCUGCCUGUGCAGCAGCGGCGAUUCUCGCGGGCGCGUCUUCUACUGUCCCGAGGGCUAUGUCUUCGACGACCGCACCUCCACGUGCGCAAGUACCCACGAUGUCGCAUGCCCCGGCGCUUCCGUUCCGGCGUCCGGCGCUACUGGCGGCGGUGCAUCCGGCGGUGCAUCCGGUGGUCCAUCCGGCGGUGCAUCCGGCGGUGCUUCCGGCGGUGCAUCCGGCGACGCUUCGGGCGGUGCGUCCGGCGGUGUUGGCGAGGAGGCGUCGCUUUGCGCGGGGUUGGAGGACGGCCCUCACCAGCACCCCAACGACUGCAGCCGAUCCAUCUUUUGUCUGAACGGGCGCGUGAAGAGCACCGUGAGUUGCGGCGCGCGCAUGCGAUUCAGCGACGACUCCAAGACGUGCGAGUACUCGUUCCUCGUCGACUGCCCCGCCGCCGAUGACGCCGCCGUUGCCACGUCGGAUUCCACGUCAGCGGCCGCGUGGGGAGCGACCACCGCCGGUUCCUCCGUGCCCGCUGCAUCCGUCGCCACGUCAUUCGAAGACUCUGGUCGCGGCGGUGCCUAUUCUUCCUCCUCCUCUUCCUCCUCCUCGUCCUCAUCACAAUUAUCGUCGUCGAAUCUGUUCACUGCUGCAGCGGCCAUGGGGGCUGCAAGCGGUGGUCCUUCGGUCUUUGCCCCGGGGCGAAGCAAGGUUCCUGGCAACGCGAACGGGAUUAGUAAUGGCAAUGGCAACGGCGAAAGCAAUGGGGUUGGCAACGGGAAUGGAGUAAGCAACGGCAAUGGGAAUGGGAAUGGCAACGGGAAUGGGGUGGGAAAUGGCAACAUCGGGGGCAACAGUGGCAGCACAGGCAGUGUAGGCAGUUCGGGCAGUUCGGGCAGUACGUUCUUUUGGGUCAAUCCGGGCAGCUCGGUCAGCAAGGGCAACGUGGGUACUGGUGCCAGCACGGGCAGUACGAGCAGCAGCAGUGGGGGUAGCGUGAGUGCGCCUGUGACCUGCUGCACCAGGAAACCCAAUGGGUACUGGCAAGACCCUACCAACUGCAGCACCUUCUGCAUCUGUAUGCGCGGCCAGGUGGUGGCGAAACUGCAGUGCCAGCCCCCCCUUCUCUUUAACGACAACGCCAAGGUCUGCGACACCCCUGAAAACGUCCCCUGUGCUGCCACCAGUGGGGGUGGCGAUGGGAGUGGCGGCGGGAGUGGUGGUGGCCCUACCCCCUCUCCUCUUACUUCUCCUCCCCCUCCUUCCACGCCCUCUCCCUCUCCUCCUCCCCCUUCCUCUCCCCCUGUCUCGCCCUCUCCCCCGUCCACCUCUCCCUCUCCCCCUUCCUCUCCGUCCCCCCCUCCGCCCUCCCCUCCCACUCCCUCUCCCUCUCCCCCUCUCUCUGCUCCCCCUUCUCCUCCUUCCUCUCCUCCCCCCUCGCCUCCCCCUCCCGGAUCAUGCUGCGACGGGCGCCCGGACGGAUACUUCCAGGACGCUUCCGACUGCAGCCGCUACUGCAUCUGCGCGGGGGGGAAGCAGGCCGCGCUGCAGCGGUGCCCUGCAGGGCUGAUCUUUAACAACGACGCCAAGGUGUGCGACGGCGCGUACAACACCACUUGCAACGGCAUGACGAUUGGCGGACCGGACAUGGAGGACAAGGUGGGAGGCACACAGCCGUUCGCGUCCGACCGCACGCCCUCGCGCCUCAACCGCUACUCGCGCUACUCCUCCCUCUCCACCGCGCUCCCCACCUUCGUCGACUGGCGAGCCUCCGGCGUCCUCUCUCCCAUCCGCGACCAGGGCGUGUGCGGGGUUUGCUGGGCCUUCGCCACCACAGCAGCCGUAGAAGCGGCGGUUUCGAUUUCCAUGGCGAAUUCGCGGCUGUUUGCCGGGAGGUAUCGUGGUGGGAAGGCGCGGUUGUCUGUUCAGCAGGUGGCGGAUUGCACGCAGACCUCGGCUGCUGCUGCGGCGUCGAUCGGCGGGUUUAGCUACAACAACGCUGCUGCUGCCGCUGCCGCUGCCGCUGCCGCUGCUGCUGGUACUGGUACUGCAACCACCGCCGCAGACACCACCGCAGGCACAAGCACCACCACUGUUGGUGAUACCACUUCUUCUGGUGCUGCCACUGGUGCCGAUACUACCUCCACUGGUACAACCUCUGCAGUCAACGGUGCAGAUUCAUCACCACCACCGCCAGCAGAUCCAACGGCUGGUACAGGUUCUGAUCCAUUGGACAAUCUGCUCUCGAUCUGCCGGCCCGGGUGGCCAGGGGACGCUCUGGAGUAUGUGGCAGCGGUGGGGAGGCUGCAACUGGACAGGCAGUACCCGUUCCUGGGGGAGAACGGUACUGGCGUUUGCUCUGCUCCUGCUCCUGCUGCUCCUAACGGUGCCGCUCCUGGUGGUGCUGCUACUGGUGCUGCUACUGGUGUUGCUCCUGGUGGUGCUAGUGGUGCUCCCGGGGCCGCGCCUGGUGGUGCUGUUACUGCUGCUGGAGCAUGGGCAGCAUGGCAAUCGCCUGCGGUGGUGCGGUACGAGAUGGUGCCGGCGAGUGAGGACGUGCUGCUGUCAGCAGUGGCGGCGCAACCGGUGAUAGUCAACAUCCAGUCGCGCGUCCCCUCCUUCCUCUCCUAUGCUGGGGGCGUCUACGCCGAUCCUCUAUGCGACAACGGGUUGCUAGACCACUCCGUGCUCGUGGUGGGGUUUGGAACAGACCAGGCCACUGGCACGCCCUACUGGAUCAUUCGCAACAGCUGGGGGGACGCAUGGGGAGAGCAGGGAUAUAUGCGCAUGGCUCGAGUGGGCGGGAGGGGUACUUGUGGUAUCACCAGCAUGCCGGGUUUCUACCCUGUUACCACCAGCACAUCGCCGUGUGACAAUCCCAACCCGUGUGGGGCAGGCGAGUGUGUGGAGGAUGUAAGGAGGAAGAACAGAGGCGGGUAUCGAUGCGCAAGCUGCCCUGAUGGCUACGCGGUGGUAGAGAACACAGACAAGUCGCAGACAUGCGUGUCCGUUGACGCCUGUUUCUCGUCCACCUUCAACCCGUGCGGUGCGGGCGACUGCACCAACGUGGGAGACGGCACAUACACGUGCGACUGCACGGAGAACACAUGGCCUGUCAUCCGUCCCGAUGGCUCCCCCACCUGCACCAUGGGCCGGGCGUCUGCCUUCUGCCCGUCCCUCUUCACCACCUCUCCCACCGAUACCUGCGCAUCGGUCGCCUCUUUCGCCCGGAUGUCCGUGGACGAUCUUUUAGAAGUCAACCCCGGGCUUAUCUGCGACAAUCUCAAGGGCGGCCAGCAGCUCUGCAUCAGCAUGAAUUUACCCUGGGCCGCCCGGUGCCUGUAUGGAAAGUACACGGUUGUGCGCGGUGACACGUGUGCGGCGAUCAUCUGGAAGUAUUAUCGGCGGUCCACACAGCUCUACACCUCUAUGAAUGGUGGUCCGUGCGUCAACUCGAGGCUUUAUGUUGGGAUGGUGCUGUGCUUGCCCAGAUAA
Molecule: messenger RNA, 3573 nt
Organism: Closterium sp. Naga37s-1
Lineage: Eukaryota; Viridiplantae; Streptophyta; Zygnematophyceae; Desmidiales; Closteriaceae
Source: the annotation of a GenBank genome assembly